Molecule: messenger RNA, 625 nt
Organism: Mytilus trossulus (common blue mussel)
Lineage: Eukaryota; Metazoa; Mollusca; Bivalvia; Mytilida; Mytilidae
Product: C1q-related factor-like
Exons: 2
Coding region: 11-625 (204 amino acids)
Molecular function (GO): protein binding
Source: RefSeq, a predicted model, not a curated record
UCAUAAUACAAUGGUUGUUUUUUUGGUGUGCUUCGCUGUUAUAAUUUCAUUAGCAGGGACAGAGAAGUGUUCCUUGGAAGAUACCUUAUGCAGUUUGUGUGGUAAACGUCAAGUGUCCAACGAGCAUCCUGACCUAACAGCACUGUGGAAAGCUAUAAAGAUUAACAAAAAAGACAUCGUUGCACAAAAGAAAGAAAUUCAAGAUUUGAAAGAGAGCCAUAGUCAUGUAGCUUUUUUUGCUUACAUGAGCAAUAACUGGAAACAACUUUCUAAACACAAAAGACUUGUUUAUGAUGUAGUAGAUUUGAACAAUGGGAACGGAUAUAACAAAGCCAAUGGCGAGUUUACAGCUCCAACUAGUGGUCUGUAUGUGUUUCACGUGUCUACUGGUGCCGUUGAUAAAUCACAUGCGUCCGUUGAAUUGAUAGUGCAAGGUAAAAUCAGAAACAUCGGCUGGGCUGAUUCUAUGGAUCACAAUGACAGAACCUUUGUCACCUCAGUAACCCCUCUACAGCUGAACAAAGGUGAUGUUGUAUACACAAGAAUUGGAAAUGGUUAUGGUGGAAACUAUAUAGAGAGUAAUACUUACAUCAGGACGAGCUUCUCUGGAGUAAAGAUCAAUUGA